Messenger RNA from Juglans regia (Persian walnut), 677 nucleotides. Its product is annotated as glycine-rich RNA-binding protein 2, mitochondrial-like. Bases 97 to 519 code for a protein of 140 amino acids. NCBI's taxonomy places the organism in Eukaryota, Viridiplantae, Streptophyta, Magnoliopsida, Fagales, Juglandaceae. The transcript is spliced from 5 exons. The record is from RefSeq and is a predicted model, not a curated record. Gene Ontology annotation, molecular function: RNA binding.
UAUGGCCCUAACGUAUUUUGCCUUUCUUCCUUAAACCCUAGCAUUGGCCGCUCCCACUACUCCUCUUCUCUAAGUACCUUACCACUGUCAAUUAGUAUGGCAUUUUGUAACAAAGUUGGGGGACUUUUGAGGCGGAGCAUUUCUCAGAAUGGACCAGCACCUAUAAAUUUUAUGCUUAAUUCCAUUCGCUGCAUGUCAUCAAGCAAGCUUUUUAUUGGAGGUCUUUCAUACUCAACCGAUGAGCAGUCUCUAAAGGACGCAUUUGCUGGCUUUGGUGACGUGGUUGAUGCCAAGGUUAUCGUUGAUAGAGAUACUGGGCGGUCUAGGGGAUUUGGGUUUGUUAACUACUCAAGUACGGAAUCUGCAAGCGAAGCACUGUCUGCUAUGGAUGGCCAGGAACUUAAUGGACGAAACAUUCGAGUGAGUUUUGCCAAUGACAGACCUGCUGGCCCUCGACCUUUUGGAGGUGGUGGUUAUCGUGGGGACAGAGGUUUUGGUGGUGGAGAUGCUGACUUCUAAGCUUUUGGAGUUGUGCUGCAUAUGGGCUUGUAUCUAUUGCUAGUUGGUGCUCCUUAGAAAUUGGGGUUGAUGGAAUUUAUCUUUGAUGAACUAUUACCAGAAGUGAGUACAAACACCAUAUUAAUGCGUUACCAAAUAGUCUUCUCUUUGCCCUCAAA